Pocillopora meandrina is the source of this 1491-nucleotide messenger RNA. The record is from the annotation of a GenBank genome assembly. NCBI's taxonomy places the organism in Eukaryota, Metazoa, Cnidaria, Anthozoa, Scleractinia, Pocilloporidae.
AUGGAAGCAGGACCGCUAACGCGAAAUUAUCCGAGUAUUUAUGAAUGUUUGACGAGCCAUAGUUCCUCCAUACCUCCGUUUGGCCUUCAGAGAUCUGUAAUUCCUGAUAACGUAGAAAUUACUCAAGACCCAAGCCAUGGUUUUACGUACGCUGAGUCUCCCAUGCAUUUGCCAAGCUUGAGGACGGGCGCGCACGAUUUUAUCCACACACUAUCAGGGGGUACCGCUCAAGGGGCAUUUAACCUGCAGACCAAUUAUCCUGUCCCAGCGGCGUAUUCGACGUUGGCUGCCCGUGGAAGAGAGUUCCUGCUACGCCGUGAACACACAGUAACGCUUCCCUCGGUAUCGUUACCAACUCACACCAUCUCCGCGGACGUGACAACUUCGUCGGCGAAUCUUGUUGUUCCACCACCGCCCCCUUCUGCGUUUCAACAAACGAUCUUCACAACAAGCAACGCUGCGCUCCAUGCCAUAAACAUCCCGAGUUUUUCAAGCACCACGGCUCCACCGCUGCCGUCGCAAACGUUUGGACAAAAUGUGCAACACGCCGCCAGUUUCACCAACUCAAGUCUCUCGAACGUUCAAGCGUCACCAGCAUCUGAAAGCAGCAACAGUAGCGGUGAUUCGUCAACAGAGACCUCUCGUGUAACGGUGAAUAUCGGUGACCCUCAAGGAAGUAUUACAUUGCCUCGUCCAAGCCCGCUAAAUGCAAUGAAAGCUAAUUUUGUUCCCUCACCCAAUAACGUUGUAUCGUCCAUGGAACUCUCAUCUAACGGCGCGUUCUUCCGUUAUAUAAGACCUCAGGAAAAGCAGGAGUUUGUGUGCAGAUGGACUCUUUUGCGAAACAAAAUAUCUGUUCCUUGCGAUAAGAAUUAUCAGUCUAUUCAAGAUCUGGUAAAACAUCUUUCUUUGGAACACGUUGGAGGGAGCGAUGGAAAUUCCUCCCACGUUUGUCUAUGGAGCGAUUGUCACAGGGAAGGCAAGCCGUUUAAAGCCAAAUACAAGCUUAUCAACCACAUUCGGGUCCACACUGGAGAGAAGCCAUUUUCGUGCCCUUUCGCAAACUGCGGUAAAACGUUUGCUCGCUCGGAAAAUCUCAAAAUACAUAAGCGCACCCACACUGGGGAGAAACCGUUCGUGUGUGAAUUUCCUGGAUGCAAUCGUCGCUUUGCCAACUCGAGCGAUCGGAAAAAGCAUUCGCACGUUCACACUGCUGACAAACCGUACCUUUGCAGAGCGCCGGGAUGUGGGAAAAGCUACACACACCCCAGUUCUCUUAGAAAGCAUUUAAAGAUGCACUUAAAGGCUGCUAAUGGCGAUCUUUCAUUGGACAGUAACGACAGCAUGGCGUUCAUCUCACAGGCGGAACUACAAUUGAACAAUGCUAACGCUUCUAGAAACAUUCAGCCAUGGCUUGCGUUGUCUCAGCAAUCAACAAAAAAUCCUAGUGCAUCGAAUUCUUUGGGUGUGAAAAUAGAGCCCUCGAACUAA